Molecule: messenger RNA, 1377 nt
Organism: Aricia agestis (brown argus)
Lineage: Eukaryota; Metazoa; Arthropoda; Insecta; Lepidoptera; Lycaenidae
Gene: Cdc10
Product: cyclin-dependent kinase 10
Exons: 8
Coding region: 126-1340 (404 amino acids)
Biological process (GO): protein phosphorylation; regulation of mitotic cell cycle
Cellular component (GO): nucleus
Molecular function (GO): cyclin-dependent protein serine/threonine kinase activity; ATP binding
Source: RefSeq, a predicted model, not a curated record
UUAUGGUUGGCAUGGCUUGAUUGCAUGUUUGUGUAAACAAAAUUAAAUUAUAAUAUUACUAAUUUAACAAAAGUGACGAGUUAUAUUAAACUUAAACUUGUUCUGACUUAACACAAGCAAUUAAUAUGUCUCAGAAUUCAGAGAAACCUUUACAAAAUCAAGAUGUUGUGGAUCCAACGGGUCCAGGCGCUCGAAAGGGAGUUAUUAUAUCAUUCAGAACCGGAAAAAUGAUGGAAAUACCGGAAAAAGAUAUAUUAGGAAGAUGCAGGUUUGUAGGUGAAUUUGAGAAAUUGAAUCGCAUCGGAGAAGGCACUUAUGGUAUAGUGUACCGAGCCAAAGAUAAGAAAAAUGGCAACAUAGUUGCAUUGAAGAAAGUAAGAAUGGAUGUAGAAAAGGAUGGUCUGCCUUUAAGUGGACUCCGAGAGAUUCAAGUUUUAAUGGCCUGCCGCCAUGAAAAUAUUGUGCAACUAAAAGAAGUGCUAGUUGGACGGUCACUUGAAAGCAUUUUCUUAUCAAUGGAGUACUGUGAACAAGACUUGGCAUCUCUACUGGAUAACAUGACAUCACCGUUCACAGAGUCGCAGGUGAAAUGCUUGAUGCUUCAAGUGCUGAAAGGGUUGAAGUAUCUUCACUCCAACUUUAUUGUGCACAGAGACCUUAAAGUAUCUAACCUACUGCUAACUGAUAAAGGAUGUGUGAAAAUUGCUGACUUUGGUUUGGCUCGUUGGCUCGGCGCACCCGCCCGCAGCGCUACGCCCCGCGUCGUGACUCUCUGGUACAGAGCUCCGGAGUUACUGCUGCAGUCUCCCAAACAAACACCUGCGUUAGACAUGUGGGCUGCUGGGUGCAUACUCGGGGAACUGUUAGCCAACAAACCCCUCCUGCCUGGCAGAUCUGAGAUAGAACAGUUGGAAUUGAUUGUUGACUUGCUAGGGACUCCAUCGGAUGCCAUUUGGCCGGAUUUCAGUUCGUUGCCGGCACUACAGAACUUCACAUUGAAGCAGCAGCCGUACAACAACUUGAAGCAGAGGUUCCCGUGGCUGUCGGCUGCGGGUCUCAGGCUGCUGAACUUCCUGUUCAUGUACGAUCCUAACAAGCGUGCUACUGCUGAGGAGUGCUUGCAGAGCUCAUACUUCAAGGAGCAGCCUUUACCGUGCGACCCGAAGCUGAUGCCAAGUUUCCCACAGCACAGAAACAUGAAGGGCCAGCAGAAAGGAUCGUCCAACCAACUGAGCAUCCCCCUCUCAAAUCUCAACACGGGGGCAAACGAUCAAACAAACAAUCUGCCGGCGAUUUCCGAUCUCCUAGGAUCCCUAGUCAAGAAGAGGCGCUUAGACUAAGAUACGUAGGUUAAGGUUCAAUAAAAUUUCAAGACUA